Molecule: messenger RNA, 576 nt
Organism: Dacryopinax primogenitus
Lineage: Eukaryota; Fungi; Basidiomycota; Dacrymycetes; Dacrymycetales; Dacrymycetaceae
Exons: 1
Coding region: 1-576 (191 amino acids)
Source: RefSeq, a predicted model, not a curated record
AUGCUACAGGAUCUUUGCCACUGCGCUAUGACAGCCGGUGACAGCACGCAAUGGCUCCAUCACAUUGGACUGCCCUUACCGAUAUACUGGGUGGCCUGUGCUGCACGAGACAAGGCUAUUGCUGACCUCCGGGUUACUGACUCCACCUCGGGCAUAUAUGCGUCCCUCAAGGCUACUCUCCUCAAUAUGGCCAACAAAAGGUGGGGAGAGAAAGCGAAGGUCUUGAAAGGGAAAGGACAAGGGGUCAUCGAACAUUACGAGUGGGUGUUUACCCUCGCUCCCCUGGAGGAGCAAGGGGCCCUCUUCCCUUGUUUCCAGUACCGACUCCCAUCCAGCGAAGAAGAGGCGUACGGGGUCAAACCAGCGGGCAGAGUUGAGGCUUGGAAGUCUAUCAAAGAGGAUCUUAAGACAGACCACGCCCGGGCUUUCUACGCUUUGUUACUACUGGAAGACCGGCUCCAGGAGUUUGACAGCGGUCCUCACCCUGACACCCCUCCUCUCUCAGACGACGAAAAGCUUCAACUCAGGGCUACUGCGGCGGGAUUGAAUGCUUCGGAUGAUGAUGAUGAUUACUGA